GUUAUUUCUUGUGGUCCGUGUUGUUAUUAUUAAUGUCGAUCAAGAUGCUGGGGUUGAUAUUAAUUGUGAUGCUGUUACCAUUAACAGUUUCAUUACAAGAUGAUCCAUGUAACAACUACAGAAUGUUGUAUGAUGAUGGUGGACGAAGUAUUAAAUGUGACCUGUAUUAUUCCGACUCCCAUGAUAGAUUUAUAGAUGAAGGAUGGAGACGAGUUCAGCUAGAGUCAACAGGAGAUGAUCUUACUAUGCCUACUAUGUGUGUUCCUAGUGGAUUUUGUGGCUCUCACAGCAAUGUCUGGUUAGAUGGUACCCAUUCUACAGUAGAAGAUGGUAUAGUUGAUAGAAUAGGGUGUUUAAGUAACCAUCCUACAGUAGAAGAUGGUAAAGUUGAUAGAAUGGGAUGUUUAAGUAUCCAUCCUACAGUAGAAGAUGGUAUAGUUGAUAGAAUGGGAUGUUUAAGUAUCCAUCCUACAGUAGAAGAUGGUAUAGUUGAUAGAAUGGGAUGUUUAAGUAACCAUCCUACAGUAGAAGAUGGUAUAGUUGAUAGAAUAGGGUGUUUAAGUAUGUUUUCAUCCUGCUGUAAAGUCAAGUAUCCGAUACAGAUUAAAAACUGCACGGACUAUAUGGUGUAUAAUUUAAAGAGAACGCUUGGUAGCGAUCAACGUUAUUGCUUCGAUCUACUAGUUUUGAUUCUUGGAGUGUCUUUAUCUAUUACAAUGACCCUGCUUAUAACGCUUGUAUUCGGUGUAUUUUUCUACAUGAGACAGGGAAUUAUUGGACAAAAAUAUGAAUCAAUUAAGGCGUGAAUUAUU
Molecule: messenger RNA, 812 nt
Organism: Lottia gigantea (owl limpet)
Lineage: Eukaryota; Metazoa; Mollusca; Gastropoda; Lottiidae
Exons: 9
Coding region: 33-806 (257 amino acids)
Source: RefSeq, a predicted model, not a curated record